This is a messenger RNA of Chinchilla lanigera (long-tailed chinchilla), 7908 nucleotides long. It is a transcript of the gene Apc2, whose product is annotated as adenomatosis polyposis coli 2. Lineage: Eukaryota; Metazoa; Chordata; Mammalia; Rodentia; Chinchillidae. Gene Ontology annotation, cellular component: catenin complex; cytoplasmic microtubule; beta-catenin destruction complex. The record is from RefSeq and is a predicted model, not a curated record. The transcript has 15 exons. Gene Ontology annotation, molecular function: microtubule binding; gamma-catenin binding; beta-catenin binding. Bases 35 to 6985 code for a protein of 2316 amino acids. Gene Ontology annotation, biological process: nervous system development; cell migration; positive regulation of protein catabolic process.
GGGCGGGGCGCGCGCUGUGCGAGGCGGCGGCUCCAUGGGGCUCCUGGGGCUCCUGAGCCUGCUGCACUCGGCCUUCUUCGGGGACCAGGCGCUGCAGGAGCUGAAGAUGACGAGCUCGGUGGCCUCCUACGAGCAGCUGGUGCGGCAGGUGGAGGCCUUAAAGGCUGAGAACAGUCACCUGAGGCAGGAGCUUCAGGACAACUCGAGCCACCUGUCCAAGUUGGAGAGCGAGACCUCGGGGAUGAAGGAGGUCCUGAAGCACCUGCAGGGCAAGCUGGAGCAGGAGGCCCGCAUGUUGGUGUCGUCGGGGCAGACAGAGGUGCUGGAGCAACUGAAAGCGCUCCAGAUGGACAUCACCAGUUUAUACAACCUCAAGUUCCAGCCACCUGUCCUGGGCCCCGAGCCGGCUGCCCGAACCCCUGAGGGAAGCCCAGUCCAUGGCUCCGGGCCCUCCAAGGACAGCUUUGGGGAGCUGAGCCGGGCCACCAUACGGCUUCUAGAGGAACUGGACCGUGAACGGUGCUUCCUGUUGAGCGAGAUCGAGAAGGAGGAGAAAGAGAAGCUCUGGUAUUACUCCCAGCUGCAGGGCCUGUCCAAGCGCCUGGAUGAGCUGCCGCACGUGGAGACGCAGUUCUCUAUGCAGAUGGACCUGAUCCGGCAGCAGCUGGAAUUCGAGGCCCAGCACAUCCGCUCGCUGAUGGAGGAGCGUUUUGGCACCUCGGACGAGAUGGUGCAGCGUGCACAGAUCCGAGCUUCGCGCCUGGAGCAAAUUGACAAGGAGCUGCUGGAGGCGCAGGACCGGGUUCAACAGACUGAACCCCAGGCUCUACUGGCGGUAAAGUCGGUGCCAGUGGAGGAGGAACCAGAGGCGGAGAUUCCCACGCACCCUGAAGAUGGUACCCCACAGCCGGGGAACAGCAAGGUGGAGGUGGUCUUCUGGCUGCUGUCCAUGCUGGCGACGCGAGACCAGGAGGACACGGCCCGCACGCUGUUGGCCAUGUCCAGCUCUCCUGAGAGCUGUGUGGCCAUGCGCCGCUCUGGCUGCCUGCCGCUGCUGUUACAGAUCCUCCACGGCGCCGAGGCGGGGGCGGGGCGUCGCACCGGAAACCCGGCAGCCCCCGGAGCUAAGGACGCACGCAUGCGGGCCAACGCUGCGCUGCACAACAUCGUCUUCUCGCAGCCCGACCAGGGCCUGGCUCGCAAGGAGAUGCGCGUCCUGCACGUGCUGGAGCAGAUCCGAGCCUACUGCGAGACCUGCUGGGACUGGCUGCAGGCGCACGACAGCGGGCCCGAGGCGGGCGGCGCCAGUGGCACUCCUGUCCCCAUUGAGCCUCAGAUCUGCCAGGCUACCUGCGCUGUGAUGAAGCUCUCCUUUGACGAGGAAUACCGCCGGGCCAUGAACGAGCUUGGUGGUCUGCAAGCGGUAGCGGAACUGCUGCAGGUGGACUAUGAGAUGCACAAGAUGACCCGGGACCCCCUGAACCUUGCCCUGCGCCGCUACGCGGGCAUGACCCUCACCAACCUCACCUUCGGGGACGUCGCCAACAAGGCCACCCUCUGUGCCCGCCGGGGCUGCAUGGAGGCCAUUGUGGCCCAGCUGGCAUCUGAGAGUGAAGAGCUCCACCAGGUGGUGUCCAGCAUCCUGCGCAACCUGUCCUGGAGGGCAGACAUCAACAGCAAGAAGGUGCUGAGGGAGGUCGGCAGCAUGACGGCCCUGAUGCAGUGCGUCCUGCGGGCUACCAAGGAGUCCACCCUGAAGAGCGUGCUCAGCGCCCUGUGGAACCUGUCGGCGCACAGCACGGAGAACAAAGCAGCCAUCUGCCAGGUGGAUGGUGCGCUCGGCUUCCUGGUGAGCACCCUGACCUACCGCUGCCAGGGCAACUCCCUGGCCGUCAUCGAGAGUGGCGGCGGCAUCCUACGCAAUGUGUCCAGCCUCAUUGCCACGCGCGAGGACUACAGGCAGGUGCUGCGAGACCACAACUGCCUGCAGACCCUGUUGCAGCAUUUGACGUCGCACAGCCUGACCAUCGUGAGCAACGCCUGUGGCACGCUCUGGAACCUGUCUGCGCGCAGCCCUCGAGACCAGGAGCUGCUGUGGGACUUGGGGGCCGUGGGCAUGCUGCGCAACCUGGUGCACUCCAAGCACAAGAUGAUUGCCAUGGGCAGCGCGGCUGCCCUGCGCAACCUGCUGGCCCAUCGGCCCACCAAGUACCAGGCGGCAGCCACAGCCAUCUCCCCAGGCACCUGUGUGCCCAGCCUGUACGUGCGGAAGCAGCGGGCGCUGGAAGCUGAGCUGGACACCCGGCACUUGGCACAGGCACUGGGCCACCUGGAGAAGCAGGGAAUGCCUGAGGCCGAGGCUGAGGCCGCCUCCAAGAAACCACUGCCUCCCUUGCGGCACCUGGAUGGAUUGGCCCAGGACUAUGCUUCUGACUCCGGCUGCUUCGAUGAUGACGACGCUCCGUCCCUGGCUGCAGCUGCUGCCACCGCAGAGCCUUCCAGUCCCGCUGUGAUGUCCUUGUUCCUCGGCAGCCCCUUCCUGCAGGGCCAGGCGCUGGCCCGCACCCAUCCCGCCCGCCACAGUGCCCUGGAGGCUGAGAAGGAGUCUGGGGGAGAUGCUACUGUGGCGGCCAAAGCCAAAGCCAAGCUGGCGCUGGCGGUGGCUCGCAUUGACCGGCUGGUGGAGGACAUCUCCGCUCUGCACACCUCCUCUGAUGACAGCUUCAGCCUCAGUUCUGGGGACCCUGGGCAGGAGGCUCCCAGGGAGGGCCGUGCCCAGUCCUGCUCACCAUGCCGGGGCUCCGAGGGUGCGCGGAGGGAGGGUGGCAGCCAGGCCCAUCCGCUGCUGCGUCUCAAAGCUGCACACGCCAGCCUCUCCAACGACAGUCUCAACAGCGGGAGCACCAGCGAUGGCUACUGCCCACGGGAGCACAUGCAGCCCUGCCCGCUGGCCGUGCUGGCUGAGCACCGUGAGGACCCACUGCGUGGGCAGGUGCGGCCCAGCCAGCUGGACCUUGACCUGCGUGGUGGCCAGGCUGAGCCGCCCGCGCGUGACACUGCAGCUACUGCUGAUGCGGGGGUGCGCACCAUCAAGCUGUCGCCCACCUACCAGCACGUGCCGCUGCUAGAGGGUGGGGCGGGCGUGGGGGCACGGCCCCUCACGGGGCCCGGGGCUCGGAAGCAGGUGUGGAUGCCAGCGGACAACCUCAGCAAGGUGCCUGAGAAGCUGGCAGGUGGCAACCCGUUGCCUGCGGUCAGCAAGGUCUUGCAAAAGCUGGCAGUGCAGGAUGGGCCACUGUCCCUCUCUCGCUGCAGCUCUCUGUCCUCACUGUCCUCUGCUGGCCACCCUGGCCCCAGCGAGGGUGGUAACCUGGAUGACAGUGACUCUUCCCUGGAGGGGCUGGAGGAGGCCGGCCCUGGGGAGGCAGAGCUGGACGGGGGUUGGCGGGGCUCUGGGUCCACCUCACUGCCAGUGGCCAUCCCUGCCCCCCGACGGGGCCGUGGGCGGGGCCUGGGGCUGGAGGAUGCCACACCAUCCAGCUCUUCAGAGAACUGCGUGCAGGAGACACCACUGGUUCUGAGCCGCUGCAGCUCGGUGAGCUCACUGGGCAGCUUUGAGAGCCCGUCGAUUGCCAGCUCCAUCCCUAGUGACCCGUGCAGCGGGCUGGGCAGCGGCACUGUCAGCCCCAGCGAGCUGCCCGACAGCCCUGGGCAGACCAUGCCACCCAGCCGCAGCAAGACACCACCGGCACCGCAGGGCCAGCCAGAGACCAGCCAGUUCAGCCUGCAGUGGGAGAGCUAUGUCAAGCGCUUCCUGGACAUUGCCGACUGCCGUGAGCGCUGCCAGCCACCAUCCGAACUGGACGCGGGUAGUGUGCGCUUCACCGUGGAGAAGCCGGAUGAGAACUUCUCCUGUGCCUCCAGCCUCAGUGCACUGGCUCUGCAUGAGCUGUACGUGCAGCAGGAUGUAGAACUUCGGCUGCGGCCGCCUGCUUGCCCAGAGCGUGAGGGAGGCGGAGGUGGAGGACACCGCCGGCGGGACGAGGCUGGUGGCCGCCUGGAGGGACCCACACCGUCGGGCUCUCGGAACCGCUCCACCGGUGAUCAGGAACUGGAGCUGCUGCGCGAGUGUCUGGGAGCCGCCGUGCCAGCCCGACUCCGCAAAGUGGCCUCAGCGCUGGUGUCAGGCCGCCGGGCCCUGCCGGUACCCGUCUACAUGCUGGUGCCCGCCCCAGCCCGGGACGAUGACUCUGGCACUGACUCCGCCGAGGGCACACCCGUCAAUUUCUCCAGUGCUGCCUCACUCAGUGAUGAGACACUGCAGGGACCCCCCAAGGACCAGCCCCGCUCACUGGCAGACAGGCAGAAGCCGAUGGGACGCGCAGCUCCAUCAAGACAGGCUUCGGGUCCCUGGCCCAAGGCAGGGGGCACUGGCAAGAGCAUGGAGCAGACCCGGGGAGCCGGCAGGAGCAGGGCAGGACUAGAAUUGCCCCUCGGCCGGCCUCCAAGCGCGCGCUCUGACAGGGAGGGCUCUCGCCUGGGUCGCUCACGUGGGGAUGGGGGCCUGCAGUCCCUGUGCCUCACCACCCCGACGGAGGAGGCCGUGUACUGCUUCUAUGACUCUGAGGAGGAGCGGCCCCCCACCACCGCACCGCCCCCGAGGCGGCCAUCCGCGAUUCCUCGGGCUCAGAAGCUGGAACGACCUGUGGGCCGGAAGGAGACCCAGGCCCCGUCCAAGGCUAUGCCACCUGCCCGGGCCCAGCCCAGGCUGAUCGCAGAUGAGACUCCGCCCUGCUAUUCCCUGAGCUCCUCAGCCAGCUCCCUCAGCGAGCCCGAGCCCUCUGAGCGGCCAGCCGCCCAUACCCGAGGCCGCGAGCCAGUGGUCACCAAGGAUCCGGGCCCCAGCAGCGGCCAGGAAAGCUCCCCAAGCCCGCGCACUGAGGAAGAGCUGCUGCGGCGAUGCAUCGGCUCCGCCAUGCCCAGGCGCCGGCCCCAGGCUUUGGGCUCAAAGCGGCGCAAACCCCGAGCUGCCCGGCCAGAUCCACGGCCAGCCGCGGAGCCCCGGGAGUGUGCUGAGCACGUAGUGGGCUCCGACCCGGCCUCUGACCUAGACAGCGUAGAGUGGCAGGCCAUCCAGGAAGGCGCUAACUCCAUUGUCACGUGGCUGCACCAAGCAGCGGCUGCAGCCACCCUGGAGGCCUCGUCUGAGUCAGACUCCCUCCUGUCCUUGGUGUCCGGGCUGUCCACGGGUUCCACGCUGCAGUCAUCCAAGCAGAGGAAGGGGCGACAGCCCGGGGCAGGGGCCGAGGCAGGAAAUGCUCAUCGGUCAGAAAAGCGGGGUCCAGGCCCAGCCAAGAGCAGUGGGAGCCCCCGCUCAUCUGGAGGCCCAGAGAAGCCUCGCGGCGCGCAGAAGACUGCAUCUAGGGAGCCCGCUGUGCUCCGGGGACGCACGGUGAUUUAUGUGCCCAAUCCUGCCCCGCGGACCCAGCCCAAAGGCACCCUGGGUCCCCGUGCCACACCGAAGAAAAUGGGGGCUGCUGUGUCCCCACAGACAGAAGCCCCAGCCAAAACUCCCAGCCCCGGGCAGCAGAGGUCGCGCAGCUUACACCGGCCGGGCAAGACCUCGGAGUUGGCUGCGCUGAGCCAUCCCCCUAGGAGCGCCACACCGCCCGCCCGCCUCGCCAAGACGCCGUCCUCGAGCUCCUCCCAGACCUCGCCUGCCUCCCAGCCCCUGCCCAGGAAGUCCCCUCUGGCCACCCCCGCUGCAGGACCCCUCCCUGGCCCCGGACACGCCCCGGUGCCCAAGACGCCCGCUCGGGCCCUUCUGGCCAAGCAGCACAAGACUCAGAAGUCGCCAGUGCGCAUCCCGUUCAUGCAGAGACCUGCCAGGAGGGGGCCACCGCCACUGGCCAGGGGAGCCCCAGAAUCGGCCCCGAGGGGCCGGACCGGACUCGAAGGGGGCCCCGGAGCGCGCGGGAGCCGCCUGGGUCUGGUGCGCGUGGCCUCGGCGCGCUCCAGCGGCAGCGAGUCCUCCGAUCGCUCGGGUUUCCGGCGACAACUGACUUUUAUCAAAGAGUCCCCAGGCUUGUUGCGUCGCCGGCGCUCCGAGCUGUCCUCCGCGGAGUCUGCAGCCUCCGCCCCCCAGGGUGCCUCUCCACGCCGCGGCCGGCCCGCGCUACCCGCGGUCUUCCUCUGCUCCUCACGCUGCGACGAGCUGCGGGCGUCCCCGCGGCAAACUCCAGCCCCGCAGCGGACCCCGACCACGUUGCGUCCCGGACCCGGCCCCCGCGCGCCCCGGCGCACCAGUUCCGAGAGUCCCUCCCGCUUGCCCGUGCGCGCGCUCGCGCCACGGCCCGAAGCGGUCAAGCGCUACGCGUCGCUGCCGCACAUCAGCGUGGCCCGCAGGCCCGAGGGGGCCGCCCCCGCCGCCUCCGACGCCGCCCGCCGCAGCAGCGAUGGGGAGGCCAGGCCGCUGCCCAGGGUGGCGGCCCCCAGCACUACUUGGCGGCGCAUUCGAGACGAGGACGUCCCGCACAUUCUCCGCAGCACGCUGCCCGCUACCGCCCUGCCGCUCCGGGGCGCCUCACCCGACGAAGGCCCGGCCGGGGCUCCGCAGCGCAAGACCAGCGACGCCGUGGUGCAGACAGAGGAGGUGGCCGCGCCCAAGACCAACUCCAGCACCUCCCCGAGCCUGGAGACGAGGGAGCUGCCCCAGGUCCCGGUCGGAGGCCCCGUCCCACUUCUGGGCAGCGACGUCGACGGGCCUGUCCCCGCUAAGGUCCCCGCUGCAGUCCCCUUCGUCCACGAGGGCCUGAGCGUUGCCGUGGGAGGCUUUCCUGCUAGCCGGCACGGGUCCCCCAGCCGCGCUGCGCGCGUUCCGCCCUUCAACUACGUGCCCAGCCCCAUGGCGGCGGCAGCAGCGCCCAGCGACUCUGCGGCAGCAGAGAAGGCCCCGGCCCCGGCCCCUGCCAGCCUCUUGGAGUAGCGGGCUAAGUCGGCCCCCCGGUAGCCCCUCUCCAGACCCAAUCCGGCUGCCCGGCCAGCCCUUCCGUAGAGGCUGCAGCAGGCCGGGUCCUCUGGCGCCCGCCACGGGUCCCAUCAGCCUCAUCCCAGGGAGGCCAAGACCUUGCUUCUCCACCUCGGGGCUCGGGGGACAAGGGCCACGGAGCGCCCAGGGUGCCUCGGUCCAGCCCCGUCUCCUCGUAGGGACCACCCCCCAGCUCAGGCAGGGGACAGCCCCAGCUGACCUGGGCACAUCCAGGAGGUAGGGGACUCCUCUGGGUCAGCACCUUUCGUACCUGGGCAGCCCCCACAAGAGGUGACAACGCCCACUCGAGGUGAGGCCAGCUGGGGAGUAUGGCGCACUGCCUCUGCCAGCUGGGCCCGCCCGCCUAGGCAGGAGGAAGCCUCUAAUUAUGGCUCCGGUAAUUUGUUAAUGACGGCCUUGCCGGCUUUGUUUCUCUUCUCAGCUCCAGCUGGAGGAGCGUGGGAUGAGGGGUGGGGCUGAGCCCCGCAGAAAGACAGGCUCUUCGGGGAGCCCCCAGCCAGUGUUGCUCUCUCCAGGAAGGUUGGGGUCCCCCACAUUAGCUGGCCCUCCCUACCCCAUAGGAGAAGACUGGGGGGGCAGGCAGAGAUCUGGGGUAAGAAGAGCAGCCUGAUGUGGACGCCGGGGGCUGGCCACACCGAGUCCCUGCCGGUGACCAGUGUCAGGGACCUUUUCCAUCUUAGAGGGGGCGCCCGCACCACCUGAGUGGGCCCAGGGAGGGAGGCGGGGGCUCAGGGCCAGGGGGCAUGGUCCAACCCACUGUUGUGGGUGAAGCCAUGGCGAAGGGGGAGCCAGGUGUGGUGGUGCACACCUGUAAUCCCAGCACUUGGGAGGCUGAGGCAGGAGGACUACCACCAGUCUAA